Molecule: messenger RNA, 2369 nt
Organism: Schistocerca americana (American grasshopper)
Lineage: Eukaryota; Metazoa; Arthropoda; Insecta; Orthoptera; Acrididae
Exons: 6
Source: RefSeq, a predicted model, not a curated record
GCGGGGGUGCAGAUAACCGACCUGAAGGUGCCGGCCGCAGUCCGGAACGGUUCGUCGUCGGCGGUGCUCGACUGCGAGUACUCGCUCAAGCCGGAGGACCAGGACAACAACUCGGGCCUGGUGGUCAAGUGGUUCUUCAACAACAGUCCGGAGGCCGUGUACCAGUGGAUCCCCGACCAGAAGCCGCAGGACCUGGGCGCCCUCAAAGGGCGGCUCAACCUCGACUACCUGGCGUCGGACAACAAGUACACCAAGCACCGCGCCCUCAGCAUCUCCAACCCCACCACAGACCUCACCGGCGACUACCGCUGCUCCGUGUCCACCUUCAAGGAUGAGGACUUCAUGAACAAGAAGAUGGUCGUCUUUGAGCCUGGACGAGAGCUCGACUUUCGACGAGCCAAGCCGACAGACGACUCCGUCAACGUGACGUGCGUCGCACGCUCGGUUUUUCCGGAGCCAAAACUUCACUUAUUUGCGGAGAAGUCCAAGGACAGGUGGACGCUGCCCGACCUGGUGAUCAAGUCGUCGGCGACGCCUGGUGUGGGUGGCGCAGCUUACGAGGUUCGAGCCUCUGCCCACGUGGAGGACUCCAACCUCGAAUCUCCCACCAUCUUCGGCUGCGAGAUGCACAUUCCGGGAACCACGUACGUCACGAGAAAGACCUUGGUCUACUACCCGGGUCUUCUGCAGCCGCCCAACGGCGGCCCGGCGACCUGGCGACCGCGGCAAGUUCUCCCAAGCUCCGCCAUGGCGCUGCUGCUGCUUGCGGCGACCUGCUGCUGAGGAACGGCCUAAUACGCCGCGUUGCAGAAUGCGGCCCGAUAAGUGGCAGAAACGCCGUCUGGACCUUCGAGACAAGCGGUCGCCAUCUCGCAACGUGCCACGGCCCGAAGACCCCGGCACCGGCGAGAAACUGCAGCGACUGGGGGCUUGCUUUUGUCUGGUAGCGGCAGCGGUGCGCUGUUUCCCAAGGGCUCUUGGCGUGGCAUGCAGACUUGCAGGCAAAAGCCUUCGAGAACGGCGCAAAAAAAUGUACUCGAAACUUGAUGAACAGGGUAACAGCCUUUAAAGACUGGUGGCCAAAAGAAAGGAAAAGAAGGGUGUACGGACAGAUGAGCUAUUUUACUUCGCCGUAACAAACUUCGUUCCAUAUAUCGUGUUUCUGAAUUAAAUGUUCUCUCACAUUUAAUGGAAAAUACAUUGUAUAUAAAUAUAUUCUGUUAUUGGUGUGCUACGGUACGAAAUGUUCAAAUACUAAAUGUUCACUAACCUUCAUUACAAAGUAAUUGAUUUUUACCUAAUUAAUGUUUCAGCUAUAAUGAGUGUUGCUAUUAUAUUAAGAGAUAUUUCUAUAUGUGAAACAGCAGUGCAUAUACGAGCCUACUACCUUGUUCCAAAGGUACUUCAUUCAGAUAACCAUCUCAAAGGAAACAACGGCUCUGUGGGAUCACAUCUGUUAUUGGAAAACUUGUUCAUCAUUUCUCUGGCGUGCUUUACUAACUACAGUUCGAGAACACAAGUAAUUAACAUCCAGUACAAUUUAGUUCUAUUGAAAAUCUUACAAUAGCCAAAAUUAUGUAUCAUAUAUCGUUCGUUUCUACUCAUGUGGAAUUUCUUCGACGUAUUUUACGAACUGCAGUUCGACAGCACAGGUGAUACACUUUCAGAACUAUUCAGUAUCACUGACAUUCUUACAAGAUCCCAAAGCCAGUACAGUACGAUAGUUUUUUCUUCCUUUUCCACUCAUGUGACUGUUCAUAAUUUACUACAAACGAACACAAUGCGCUGUUUGGAUCCACGGUUUCUAACUAAAUUUACAUGUCCCAUUAAGGCAGCACUUUGUCCAGCAUAUUCUUUCCUCAAUGAAUUGAAGAAUUACUUUCAGAUGUGCUGUUUAUUUAGAAAGAGUUUCUGAAGUAUCCAUUUGUGAUUACACGCCACUUAAAAACUCAGCAAUCAGCUUGUAAAGAUCCUGGCCCUUUUUCUGAUUUUCCUUUCACGUCCAGUUCACUAGGUGCACAUUGUUACUCUGGAUUGCGUAACUACAUUCAGAAACUCUGUUGCCAUGUCAAACUAUUAAUGAAGAUAGCGGAAUAUGUUGAUGACCAAAUCAUCAGGCAAACACGUGGCUCACAGACUGUUGCUUGUUGUUAACAUGUGUUUUCCCGAAACGUGUUUCCAAAGACUAACACAGUGAAAGACACGAUUGUUCUCUAUGUGUUAACUGUUUCUUAUACUGUGCAUUGUUGAGUUCUCCAGCUGGCCUCUUUAAACUUAAAUACUGACUUAUGUACAUAACUGUAUAAAGGAUGAACGUGUUACAUUGUUGCUGAUUUGUUCAUAAGAAAACAAAUAUUGGUUGUGUUACG